AUGGAUGUCGCUCUCGAGUUUCUCGAUCCUCUCGUUCUGGAUAAGGCCUAUGCCUGGCUACUGCCCUCCAAUCCUCUCCUCACCGACUCGACGUCGCAAUGGCCGCGCGACAACAUCUAUCGCCAGAUCAUCUCGAUUCUCCUUAUCACGCAACUCGGCGCAACCUCCCUCUACCUCUUCUUUAGCGCUCUGUCCUAUUACUUCAUCUUUGACAGACGACUUGAGUACCAUCCGCGCUUCUUACAGAAUCAAAUUCGCCAGGAGAUCAUAUCGUCGCUUACCGCCGUUCCCUUCAUCAACAUUUUGACACUGCCCUGGUUCCUGGCUGAGGUCCGUGGCAAAAGCUUGCUGUACGCUUCAGUGAGCCACUAUGGCUGGCCAUGGCUGGUGGUUUCGGCGCUGCUGUACAUGGCGUUCAACGACAUCGCUAUCUACUGGAUUCAUCGGCUAGAGCACCACCCCAGCGUGUACAAGUACAUUCACAAGCCACAUCACAAAUGGAUCGUCCCCACACCCUGGGCUGCACUGGCCUUCCACCCGCUCGAUGGAUAUGUGCAGUCUCUACCGUAUCACGCAUUCGUCUUCAUCUGCCCCAUGCAGCGAUACCUAUACCUAGUCCUCUUCGUCGCGGUCCAGAUCUGGACCAUUCUCAUUCACGACGGCGACAUGAUUACUGGCCAUUGGACGGAGAAAUUCAUCAACAGCCCCGCGCAUCACACACUGCACCACAUGUACUUCACCGUUAACUACGGACAAUACUUCACCUGGGCUGAUACCUAUUUUGGCUCGCACCGGGCCCCAGAGCCUGCACUGGACCCACUCCACGACGCCCUCAAGGUGAUGCGCGCGAAGGGGCUUGUGGAUGAGCAGGGUAACCCCAUCCAAAAGCCUAAGGCCGAGUAG
Messenger RNA from Aspergillus clavatus NRRL 1, 903 nucleotides. RefSeq names its product sterol desaturase family protein. The transcript is spliced from 3 exons. The record is from RefSeq and is a predicted model, not a curated record. Gene Ontology annotation, molecular function: oxidoreductase activity; iron ion binding. Lineage: Eukaryota; Fungi; Ascomycota; Eurotiomycetes; Eurotiales; Aspergillaceae. Gene Ontology annotation, biological process: lipid biosynthetic process. Bases 1 to 903 code for a protein of 300 amino acids.